AUGCGUGCCCAAUGCGCGAAGCUCUCUGCCAAUGAUAUCUCUCACUAUCAAACUGUAGCAGAUAGAAGAAUUCUAGAGCUUGAAGCUACUCGUGAUCUUUCGAGGAUUUGGUUACAUGUGGAUAUGGAUGCUUUCUAUGCGGCUGUUGAAACAUUGAGUAAUCCUUCGUUGAAGGGGAAACCAAUGGCUGUUGGUGGCAUGUCUAUGAUUUCAACUGCUAAUUAUGAGGCACGGAGAUUUGGGGUUCGUGCUGCAAUGCCUGGUUUUAUUGCCUGUAAAUUAUGUCCAGAGUUAAUUUUUGUUCCGACAGAUUUCAAGAAGUACACUCAUUACAGUGAAUUAACAAGAAAAGUUUUUGAGAAAUACGAUCUUAAUUUCUUGGCUGCUAGUUUGGAUGAAGCAUACCUGGAUAUAACUGAGGUCUGCAAAGAAAGAGGCAUGUCUGGUGGAGAAAUUGCUGAAGAACUUAGAAAAGGCGUUAACGAAGAGACUGGUCUGACUUGUAGUGCUGGAGUGGCCCCAAACCGCUUACUUGCUAAGGUUUGCUCAGAUAUAAAUAAACCCAAUGGACAGUUUGUUUUACCAAAUGAUCGGUUGGCCGUCAUGACAUUUAUAUCUUCAGUCCCCAUAAGGAAGAUUGGAGGCAUUGGUAAGGUUACUGAACAUAUUCUGAAGGAUGCUUUUGGUAUAAAUACAUGUGAAGAGAUGAUCCAAAAGGGCGGGCUCCUCUGUGCACUGUUUUCUCAUUCUACAGCAGGUAGUCAUUGUCUAGUAUUUUUUCUCUCCGUGGGUCUGGGGAUUGGGAAGACAGAUACUCCUCAAGUCAGGUCCCGAAAAAGUAUCAGUAGUGAGAGAACUUUCUCAGCCACUGAUGAUGAGGCACUUCUUUAUCAGAAAUUAGCAAGCCCUGUUGGAAUUGUGUUGGCAGCUGAUAUUGCAGAUAUGCUAUGUACAGACAUGAAAAAAGAAGGUCUUUGUGGUCGAACGUUGACUCUCAAAUUGAAAACUGCAUCAUUUGGGUUCCUUGCUUCUCUGCAAUUUUUGCUGGCUUUUCAUCUCACUGUGGAAGAUAUGAUUAAGGUUAGGAGGUAUGCUCCAUUGCUAAUGGAUUCAAGAAGGGCAAUGCUUUGCACUUGUCCUACCAAAGCAGGGUCCAGGGGGAUGACCUGGACUGUAGAUAAAAUCUUAACCUCCUGCAUUUUGCAAGAAAUGGUUCGAAGCAGAGCUGUGACUUUGGAAAAAUAUAUUUGCUCAUGUGAAGACAUAUUGAAGCAUGCUUCAAAGCUGCUAAAGGCUGAACUUCCUAUUUCCUUAAGGCUGAUGGGCCUGCGAGUGUCUCAUUUCAACGAAGACAAGAUUGGUGCUCCAUCUGAUCCAACACAAAAGACUCUCACCAACUUCAUUGUGUCAGGAGAUUCUUCUAGUCAUGAGUUACUACAUUAUGGAAUUAGAGAUCCAGUGGACAGCAAUAAUCAAAGGGAUCUGGACGUUCACCACUGCACUUCCAUUGAUAAUGUUGAAGCUGAGAAAACCCAUGAACCUUCAAGCAACAAAAUUGCGGACAAGGUGACUGCCAAGAAUAUGCUAGGGGAAGUGUCACAGUGCAAGGAAGCAGGCUUGUCUUUGCCUGGACAGAUUGAGGGGAAAAGCGCUGACAGAACGAACCAGGUCAUCAUGGACAAUGAGGCGGUUUUUUCAUCUGAACAGAGAGAUGAGUUAGUUUGGGUGGAUGACUACAAGUGCUCUCUAUGUGGGAUUGAAAUGCCAUCAAAUUUUGUUGAGGAAAGACAAGAGCACUCGGAUUUCCAUCUUGCUGAGAGGCUUCAAAAGGAUGAGUCCAGCAUUGAUUCGAGAACUUCUACCCUGAGGCAGAGGUUGUUUUUCAUAUAUGCCAUGUAUACAUAUAUUUAUGAUCAGUGA
Messenger RNA from Dovyalis caffra, 1920 nucleotides. The record is from the annotation of a GenBank genome assembly. Lineage: Eukaryota; Viridiplantae; Streptophyta; Magnoliopsida; Malpighiales; Salicaceae.